Penicillium brevicompactum is the source of this 6219-nucleotide messenger RNA. Its product is annotated as polyketide synthase-like protein. Gene Ontology annotation, molecular function: 3-oxoacyl-[acyl-carrier-protein] synthase activity; oxidoreductase activity; fatty acid synthase activity. The record is from RefSeq and is a predicted model, not a curated record. Bases 1 to 6219 code for a protein of 2072 amino acids. Lineage: Eukaryota; Fungi; Ascomycota; Eurotiomycetes; Eurotiales; Aspergillaceae. The transcript has 6 exons. Gene Ontology annotation, biological process: fatty acid biosynthetic process; secondary metabolite biosynthetic process.
AUGACUGUCUCUGACCUAGCCCCCGGGCCGAGGCCAUUAGCCAUCGUGGGCAUGUCAUGCCGCUUUCCAGGAGAUGUUGCCUCGUUAGAUGAUUUCUGGGAGCUCCUUACGAACGCAAAGGACGGAUACAGAAAGUUUCCAAACGAGCGAUUCAAUUGGGAGGCAUUUUAUCAUCCAAAUGAAUCACGGAAAGAUUCAAUUCAUGUCAGCCAUGGUUAUUUUCUCAACGACGAUGUGGCCAAUUUCGACGCGUCGUUUUUCAAGAUGAAUGCAACAGAUGCAACCUCAUUUGACCCCCAAGGGCGAAUCCUACUCGAAUGCGUGUAUGAAGCUUUGGAGGAUGCCGGAAUCCCGAAAGAAAGCAUCGCUGGGAAAAAAGUGGGAGUUUUCUCAUCAUCUAAUGCAUCUGACUAUACGCUCGAACUGAAAGAAAGUGUUAGCGAUGUGCCAGCACAGGUCGGAGUGCUUGGUCACAGUUGCAUGCUCUCAAAUGUAGUGUCCAACGUAUUUGACCUUAGUGGUCCGAGUGUUAGUGUGGACACGGCAUGUUCAUCAGCAUUCUAUGCUCUGCAAAUGGCAGCACAGAGCAUACGCUCUGGAGAAACGGACAUGUGCAUUGUAUCAGGAUGCGCUCUCAACCUCUCGCCGUGGCGAUGGAACAUGCUGUCCAAUUUGACCAUGCUCAACUCAGACGGAAAGACACGAGCCUUGGAUCCAGAAACAGAGUCGGGGUAUGCGCGCGGAGAGGGUGCAGCUUGUAUAAUAUUGAAGUCACUUGAUUUGGCGCUGCGCGACAAUGAUCGAGUUCAUUGCGUCCUGUCGCACAUUGGGGUCAAUCACAAUGGCAACACAAACGGAUAUACUAUGCCAGAUGCUGUUAUGCAGGCUAGAUUGAUGACGGAAUUGCAACAGGCUUUGGAUGUGCGGCCAGAUGAAUUUGGAUUUGUCGAGGCACACGCGCCUGGGACUCGAGUGGGUGAUCCUAUCGAGAUCUCAGCGAUUCAAAAGGUUUUCUCCAGCGAUGCUCGCACCCCUGAAGAGCCACUGUUACUCGGCUCAGUCAAGGCGAAUGUGGGACACCUGGAAUCGGCGAGUGGCUUCCCAUCAUUGAUAAAGGCGGCUUUGAUGUUGAAGAAGGGUCAAGUCGUUCCCAACCCUAAUUUCAAAGAUGAAGGAAUGAACUCCGAGCUGCGGAAAUUAAAUAUGGCGGUACCGACCAACACACAAACUUGGCCGAAGGGGAAGUCGUAUGUCGCUAUCAACAACUACGGGUUUGGCGGGUCCAAUGCCCAUUGCAUUGUUAAAAUGGCACCGGGAACCGACAUACCCCGCCAACAGAGUACUUCAGCAGAAGAGCCAUAUCUCUUUGUUCUCUCUGCACAUGACGAGCAGGCUCUUGCGCGAACCAGAGAACGACUGGUUGGAUUCCUUGAAGCAGACGAGUCGGCAAAUGUUGAUAUGAGCGAUUUGGCCUACACACUGGGUCAGCGCCGAUCGCAGCUUGCUUGGCGAUCUGCUCUUGUUGCGACAGAAUUGGAUGAUUUGGCUCUCAGCACUGCCGCGCCUCGAGUCGCACAGCGGCGUGCUGUUCGCCCGCCUAGAAUAGCAUUCGCUUUCACUGGACAGGGUGCACAAGGCUUUGGGAUGGGCCGUGAAUUGUUGCAGUAUCCGGUCUUCGCCGAAUCCCUCGAGAAGUCAUCGUCUUGUGUGCAGUCGUUCGGGGCCACAUUUUCGCUGCAAGAAGAGUUGUUCGCGUCUGAGGCAACAUCACGGAUAAACGACGCCGACGUAAGCCAAGCCGCGUCAACAGCCAUUCAGAUCGCCCUCGUGGAUCUUCUUCGAUCGUGGGGAGUGGAGCCCGCUGCGGUUGUCGGACACUCCAGUGGCGAGGUCGCCGCCGCCUAUGCCGGAGGCAUUCUGUCCCUUCGAGGUGCUAUGCGGAUUGCUUAUGCCCGUGGUCAGAUGGCCAUCAGAAUCAAGACUGUCCAACCGGAUUUCAAGGGUGGUAUGAUGGCUGUGAGUGGCGGUAUGGAGGAUGUCGCUCCUCUCUUGGACAUCGUUAUAUCCGGGACUGUGGUAGUCGCAUGCGAGAAUUCGCCAAAGUCGCUCACAGUAUCAGGGGAUGACGCAGCAUUGGAUGAAUUGGAGACAUUGCUUGAAGAGGAUGGAAUACCCCAUAGACGACUCGCAGUUGACUUCCCGUACCACUCCCCCUUCCUCGAGCCAUUCAUUGAUCAGUAUGAAGAGGACAUCUGCACGGAUGACACUUUUGUGAGGACCGAAACGAAUAACGUCGAGUUCUUCUCGGCUAUGGCUGGACGGAAGGUCGAUCCAAUUGCCGUCAAGAAGCCCUCAUAUUGGGCUAGCAGUGCGAAGUUCCGAGUUCGCUUCACAUCCGCCGUGAACGCUCUGCUUAAAAACAAGACACCACCAGAAGUCGUGGUUGAGAUCGGGCCAAAUCCCACACUGGCAUGGGCUAUGAAAAGUAUCCUCAAAGCACUUGGAAAGCAGGCGCCGGCCUCGGUUGACACCAUUCCAUCUCUGCAUCAUGGCAAAAACGCACGAGCUGCGAUGCUUAAGUUAGGUGGAUCUCUUUUCUGCUUGGGUCAAGGGCUCGACAUGGACCAGGUCAACUUCGGACACAUCAAGGACCAUGGAUCCCGCCCACGCCCGAUAGAUGGCCUGAAGCCAUACCCAUGGUCUCGAAGUCGCUAUUGGAUUGACUCCAAAGUUCGAGACGAUAAACUUCUUAGGCCAUUCCCGCGGCAUGAUCUUCUGGGGCAUGCGACCGCGCACUCCAGGGGUGCUGAGAUGGCCUGGUCGAACAAAUUCGAGAUCGAGGAUAUGCCUUGGCUUCGCGAUCACCAAGUGGGAUCAUUGAUCACCUUCCCACUGGCUGGAUAUGUGUGUGCUGCAGUGGAGGCCAGUAAACAACGCGCCAUGAUCAGCACUGAUGUGGAGAGCGCGGUCGCGGGAUUCACUGUGCGCGACGUGCGCGUCAAACAUCACUUGGUGUUUCAAGAAGGAGUGCGCGCCGAACUUUCCAUCAAGCUCCGCCCGAUUGAUGGAAGCGAAUUUGAUGAGUUCAAACUUUUGACCUGGGAUGAGGAGCAGCGAGCUGGCAAGACCGCGGCGGAAGUGGUAGUUUCGGACACUGAGGCUGGUAUGCCGCACCACUACGAAACUGCCUACACGAUCCACCCAACCACACUGGACGGCCUUCUGCAGUGUGGGAGCUACAUCCCCUUCCUAGACCCCUCCUUCGCACCGAUCGGCGCUACAAGCAAUAUCUGGGUCCCUAAUGCUGUUGAAGAGGUCGUCAUUGGACCUGGAAUUCCCAUUGAGCCGGGCGUUGUGCUGCAUGCUGUGGCCCGUUCAGAGCAGCCUCCACAAAAGCUUGGCGGGACAUAUGCCAUUGAUGCUGCUCUGAAAAGCUGCUCUGAUUCAAAAAUACGGAUCAGGGGCUUAGGUUUUGAUGUCGAGAGAGGCAUUAUACCGCGCUGGCCUGCUCCACAUUACGGAUGCUACAAGGUGGAAUGGCAAAGCGCUGGACCUCCAGUGAAAGACGCCACCAGAUGGCACUUAUUGCAAGCCCUUGGUGAUGAAAGCGACUUGGGGGGAAUUCUUAGCCGAAAGUUCGACAUAGCCGUGUCGCCCCUUUCUCAAGGACUACCCGCCGAGGCCAAAUUCUGCAUUGUUUUAGACAUCGGCGAAGGUCUGCUGGGAAGUGUGGACCAAGCCUCAUUCGACCACGUUAAACAUGCUCUGACAAGUUGCGAAGCUGUGAUAUGGGUCACGCGUGGUGCUUUCCACCAUGCCACAAAUCCCACUGCGGGAAUGGCUGUUGGGUUGCUCAGAACGAUCCGCAGCGAGAUGCAGGUUGCCGUUGCGACCCUGGACCUUGACCCAUCCACGACUAGUGAUGCGGUCACACAAGCAGCGCUAGUGGAGCGUGUGGCUGGCAGUAUUGCCAACGCAGCCAGGAAGGUUGAUGCCAACGCAGAGAUGGAGUUCACAGAGAUUAAUUCUCAACUCUUUGUUUCGCGUAUCGUACGCGACGAGGCUCUGGAUAGCAUUACACAUGCUGCUACGGGAAUCGCUUCUCCCCAAGAUGAGGCAUUUGAUCCCGAAUCACGACUCAUAUAUGGGCUGCAACGCCCCGGAGAUGCCGACACACUUUUCCUCCAGCGGGCAGACACAGUCCCGCACUUGGCCGAAGAAGAAGUGGAAAUCCAAGUCGCCGCGAUUGGACUUGGAAUCGAGGAUGUUCAAUCUCUUCAAGGCCGUGAAUGCAGUGGUACGGUGGUACGAUGUGGCGAGAAGACCACGCGCAUGCAGGUCGGUGACAGAGUGUUUGGGCUGGCGGAUACCAAGGGUGCAUUUGGGACAUUCGUUCGGACGCAUCAAUCGAACUUUGCUGUCGUUCCCACCUGCAUGACACUAGAGAUAGCAGCAGCCCUCCCAUCCACGUUCGGAGCAGCACAACUCGCCCUCGCUGAAGUCGCUAGAGUACGUGAAGGUGAAACGGUUGUUGUUCUUGCAGCCGAAUCAGCCGUGGGCCAGGCAGCGGUGCAGAUCGCAAAGGCAAUUGGUGCUAAUGUUCACGCUGUGAUUGAUUCCACCUCUGGUCACGAAGUUCUGCUCACAGUUCGCCCACCGGCUGAUCACAUAGUUGACAGCCUCGACGCGGUGCUGUCCGCAGAAGUCGUACUCAACCCCACUCAUUGGUCCAGGUGUAAUACAUCUGUCUCUCGGGUACUGGCACCACUUGGGCGCUUCGUGCAAAUUGGAGAGCUGAUCGCAGGCUCAACACCACGUUUAGAUAUCGGUUGCAGUGUCGCUGGCGCUCUUUUGUCCUCUGUUGCUGACUCUGCCCCUUCGCGUGUUGCCGCAGUCCUUGACACAGUUGCAAGCUAUUUUGCUGGCGAUAUUGUCAGCGGGUUUUCAUCGAUUCAGACAGUCAGACUAGAUCAUUUGUCUGCAGUACUUCCUACUGUCGCUCCCAGUGACCAAUUGAGAAAAGUGCUAGUGCCCGUCAAGGGUGAAGUCUUGCAGACAACGCCUGCACGGCCUCCCUCGCUCGCCCUCGAUUCAGAAGCCAUUUACUUACUUGUCGGAGGAGGCGGUGGUCUGGGGCGUGUCAUUGCCAGAUGGAUGGUGGACAAUGGAGCAAGGAAGAUCGGACUCCUUUCGCGUAGCAAUUCAAUGACCUCUGAGGUUCAUGUGCUUACUGAAGAUAUGGCCGCAUUGGGAGCCGAGAUCUUCUUGCUGCCGUGCGACGUUACCGACAAACUGCAGUUGCAGCAAGUUGUUGAUCAGUGCGCUACUGAAAGGGGCACCAUCAGAGGAGUCAUUAACGCUGCAAUGGUCUUCAAGGGCGGCGUAUUUAGCUCGGUGUCACACGCCGACUUCCAGGCCGUUGUUCGUCCCAAGGUCCAUGGAACAUGGAACCUUCAUCACGCCCUUAGCAAUGCACCUCUAGACUUUUUCGUGCUUAUUUCGUCGGUCGCGGGCUUGGUCGGCACACCGGGACAUUCAGCAUAUGCAGCUGCUAACACAUUUUUGGACUCUUUCGCAAAAUAUCGCAUCCAACAAGGAUUGCCAGCCACCUCACUUGCUCUCACUGCCGUGGUGGACGCUGGCUACAUGGCCGAGAAUGCCGAGAAGCUUCAGAAACUGAAGUAUAUUGACGACUAUGAAGGAGAGAUACUUACCACCCAUGAUGUGCUUGCCCUUCUCUCUGCCUCUGUCUCCGGCACUACUGCUACGUCUUGUGAUGGCUUUUGCAUCACUGGUGCAGGCUUUGGUGCUGCUCGCAAACUACCAAGCUACGCCAAAGACCCACGCUUCUCCUCCCUGGUUUCACUUCAUGCCAAAGACAGAGAGGUGAACCUGAGAUCGAUCCCUCUUUCCAGCGAUCACUCUUUGUCGACUGUCCUUGACCAGAGUGAUAGCAAUCCCGAUGCAUUCCCCACAAUUUUGAACGCCGUGCGAAACAAAGUUGCUGAAUUGCAGCUUAUACCGGUAUCGGACAUUUUGGACAACCAAACUAUUGUAGACCUUGCCCUUGACAGCUUAACAGCUAUGGAAGUUUACUCGUGGAUCGGAAGGAUAUUCCGUGUCAAGUUCAAGGUACAAGAGUACGCCAAACUCGACACACUGGAGAAGAUCGUGGAGAGUGUCAUAUCAAAAACGGAGGCUAUGAACGCUUCUACUUGA